This is a messenger RNA of Exaiptasia diaphana, 3843 nucleotides long. RefSeq lists its product as uncharacterized. Bases 1 to 3843 code for a protein of 1280 amino acids. Gene Ontology annotation, biological process: proteolysis; DNA integration. NCBI's taxonomy places the organism in Eukaryota, Metazoa, Cnidaria, Anthozoa, Actiniaria, Aiptasiidae. Gene Ontology annotation, molecular function: aspartic-type endopeptidase activity; zinc ion binding; nucleic acid binding. The record is from RefSeq and is a predicted model, not a curated record. The transcript has a single exon.
AUGGCCUCACACAUAAAACCGCCAAGUCAGUUUGACUUCAGGAAGCCUGAAGGGUGGACCAAAUGGAUCCAGCGAUUCGAGCGUUAUAGAAUUGCCUCCGGACUAAAUAUCGCCGAAGGAGACCAACAAGUCAACACACUGUUGUAUACAAUGGGAGAAGAAGGAGACGAAAUUAUGAAGAGUUUCACCUUCAAGAAAGACGAAGCAUCAGACUACAGGAGAGUAAAAGAGAAGUUUGACGACCACUUCGUAGCGACAAGAAACGUGAUCUUCGAGAGGGCGAAGUUUAAUUUGAGAAGACAAGAACAACAGGAGUCUGUCGAUACAUUCAUCACUGCUUUAUAUUCCCUCUCCGAACACUGUGAGUUUGGCGAUUUGCGAAAACAACUAAUUCGCGAUCGUAUCGUCGUAGGACUGGCUGACGCUAAACUGAGCGAAAAACUUCAGCUAGAUUCUAAAUUAACAUUAGAAAAAGCCAUCGAAAUCGCCCGACAAAGUGAAUCUGUCAAGAAACAACAGCAAGUUUUACGAAACCCAGACCAGGUCAAUAGUUCACCCAGCCAAGCCAACGUUGAUGCAAUUAAUACAAGGAAAAACGGGAAACCGCGGAAUGCUAGGAAUGCUAGUAAGCCAACCGCGAGCGCCAGUGCAAGUGAAACCAGGUGCCAACGUUGUGGAAACACGAACCACAAGCGAAGUGCGUGUCCUGCGAAAGACGCUCAAUGCCAUAACUGCAACAAGAAGGGACAUUUCUCUAAAGUAUGCAGGUCUGCAAAAGUAAACGCCGUUGAAACAGAAGAAACCGAUGAUGAGUAUUUCUUUGGGGAGAUCUCAGGCGGAGGAAACAAAGCAUGGAAAGCAAAGGUCAAAGUCAACAACGUCGUAAUCGACUUUAAACUCGAUAGCGGUGCUGACGUCACUGUAAUAGGUGAUGAAAUGUACAAAACUUUGUUGUCAUCUUAUUCGUUGCGUGACACAAACAAGAGACUGUAUGGUCCGUGUAGGACUCAUAUGAAGUGUCUAGGGACGAUCGAUGCUACGUUGGAGCUCAACGGGAAGACAACAAAAGGAGAGAUUUAUGUUAUCAAAGACCUAGAGACACCACUCCUAAGUAGAGCCGCUUCUACAGCGCUUGGUGGUAUAGCUAGAGUGGAAGCUGUGUCAACGACCGACGCGAGUGAUGUCAAACAACAGUUUCCUAAAUUAUUUACCGGAAUGGGAUGCAUGGACGGUGAAUAUGAAAUCAAACUCAAGCCGGACGUGAAACCAUUCAACCUUACUACGCCUAGAAGGAUUGCAAUUCCACUACGCGACCGGAUACAAGCCGAACUCGACCGAAUGGAACGGAUGGACGUCAUCGAGAAAGUGGAUGGCCCGACUGAUUGGUGUUCUCCCAUGGUCGUGGUUCCAAAAGACAACGGGAAAGUACGUAUCUGUGGAGACUUCGUACAACUCAACAAGGCGAUCCUGAGAGAAGUUCAUCAGAUGCCUACAACGGAAGAGACAUUAGCAAACCUAGCUGGUGCUAAUGUGUGCUCAAAACUAGAUGCAAACUCUGGAUUUUGGCAGCGCAAGCUCGAGGAGAAGUCAAAAGUAGUUACUACCUUUAUAACCCCCUGGGGACGAUACUGCUACAAACGUUUACCCUUUGGAAUUUCUUCAGCGCCAGAACACUUUCAAAAGACGAUGCAGCGCAUCCUAGAGGGACUGCCCGGAGUUGUGUGCCAAGUCGACGAUAUGCUCGUUCAUGGUAAAGACAAAACAGAGCACGGAGAGAGACUUAAUGCUGUCCUCACACGUUUACAAGACGCUAAAGUUACUUUGAACGCCGACAAAUGCCAAUUUGAGUGUGACAACGUCAAGUUCCUUGGUCAUAUUGUGGGAAAAGACGGAAUCCGGAUCGAUCCAUCUAAAGUGGAAGCGAUAAAAGAGAUGGCAGAACCAUCUGAUGUGUCUGACCUGAGACGAUUUCUCGGUAUGGUUAACCAGGUUGGGAAGUACAUACCGAACCUUGCCGAUCUGACGAAACCGUUAAGGGAACUCCUUGUGAAAGAGAAUGCGUGGGUGUGGAACGAAGCGCAAGCUACAGCGUUUGAGGUCAUCAAAGACAAGCUGAGCUCAACGCCUACCUUAGCCAUCUACGACCCUACUCUAGAGACAAGAGUGUCCGCUGACGCCUCAUCAUAUGGUCUAGGGGCUGUGCUCAAGCAAAAGCAUGCUGACGUGUGGAAACCAGUCGCCUACAUCUCGAGAGCGCUUACCGACACUGAGACGCGGUAUGCACAGAUUGAAAAAGAAGCGUUAGCUACAACAUGGGCCUGUGAACGCUUUGAAGAUUUUCUAGUUGGAAAACGUUUCCACAUAGAAACCGACCACAAGCCUCUCGUACCACUGUUUGGUAGCAAAAACCUAUCUGAACUUCCGCCGAGGAUUCAGCGACUACGAAUGCGGUUGAUGAGAUUCGACUUCUCCAUAUCGCACGUGGCUGGAAAGGACCUCAUCACUGCUGACACGUUAUCUCGUGCACCGCUGAGCAAAUGCAGCAACCCAGAUGAUCUGCAAGAUGAAAUAAAUCUAUACGUGAACUUUGUCUACUCGCUAUUACCUGCUACUGAUCAGCGCAUAGAGAACAUCAAAGAACGACAGCGUCAAGAUGAAGUAUGCCGCACGAUACUCGAAUACACAAGUGCAGGUUGGCCAGAACGCAACAAAGUGCCAAGUGCCCUGCAGUCUUACUGGGCAGAUAGAGGAAGCCUCACGGUGAUCCAUGGUCUGUUGGUCAAAGAUGAUCGCAUCGUCAUUCCGUCCGACAUGCGAUUAGAAAUCCUAGAGAAGAUACACGAAGGCCACCAGGGAAUCACCAAGUGCCGCGCGAGAGCCCAACGAUCGGUGUGGUGGCCAGGACUCAGCCGCCAGAUCGAGGACCUCGUCAGAACCUGCCGAAAGUGUGCCGAACACAGAGUCAACCAUAAAGAGCCCAUGAUACCAACAGCCGUACCAGAACGUCCGUGGCAAUCCUUGGGUACCGACCUGUGCUUCGUGAAAGGAAAACCAUACCUUAUAGUUGUUGACUACUUCUCCAAGUACGUAGAAGUAAGCCUGCUGAAUACUCUCAACUCUGCUGAGACCAUACGAGCGAUGGAGUCCAUCUUCGCUAGACAUGGCACCCCGGAUGUUGUCCGCUCUGACAAUGGGCCGCAGUAUGACUCCAACGAGUUUGCUAAGUUCGCCAGCGACUGGGACUUUCGUCACGUUACAAGCAGUCCAAUCUACCCACAGUCCAACGGAGGUGCAGAGAGGGCUGUGCAGACUGUCAAGAACCUGCUAAAGAAGUCAACUGAGCCAGCUAAAGCGCUACUCGCCUACCGUGCAACGCCACUGGAGAAUGGGAAAUCUCCAGCUGAACUCUUGUUUGGUAGGAAGAUACGUACUGACUUACCGACAGUACCUGGUAGCUUAACCCCUUCAUGGCCAGGUAUCUCUGAGUUUAGAGCUAAGGAAGAGGAGCGAAAGCUGAAACAGAAGGGGUACUUUGACUUGCACCACAAUGCAAAGGACCUCAGUACACUAGUUCCUGGACAACGGGUAUGGAUAACUGACCAAAAGAAAGAAGCGAUCGUCAAGAAAGAGGCAGAUACACCCCGCUCUUAUGUCGUCGAAACACCAGCUGGACAGGUUCGCCGCAACCGCUCAUCACUGGUACCAUUUACCGACUGCGAGGAUACUGCGUCAACCAAGCAGAAACCAGUUGACAUCGACAUCGUCAGUCCACCAGAUGUUACUGACGUCUACCGUACUCGUUCGGGACGCACAGUUGUCCCUCCAGACAGAUUGAACUUAUAG